AUGGCCACAAUCAAGGCCAUUGAAGGUCGAUCGGUUCAUCAAAUCCAAUCUGGUCAAGUUAUUGUUGACCUGUGUUCCGUCGUGAAAGAACUGGUCGAGAACAGCCUGGACGCUGGUGCCACGUCUAUCGAGGUGCGCUUCAAAAAUAAUGGCUUGGAGUCAAUCGAGGUGCAAGACAACGGACAAGGCAUUGCGCCGGAGAAUUUUGAGACAGUUGCAUUGAAGCAUCACACGUCAAAGCUUUCAACCUACGAUGAUCUCGAAACACUUCAGACAUUCGGCUUUCGAGGUGAAGCGCUUUCCUCGCUUUGCGCUCUCUCCGAAUUUCAUGUCAUAACCGCACGAGCGCAAGAUGCCCCAAAAGCGAGCAGACUUGACUUUGAAGUUUCUGGCAAACUCAAACAUACAAGCAUCGUGGCCGGUCAAAAGGGCACAUUAGUGGUCGUCGGGAACCUGUUCCAUAAUUUACCAGUUAGAAGACGAGAACUGGAAAAGACGAUCAAACGUGAAUAUGGGAAGGUUCUGGGGCUACUACAUGCAUAUGCAUGUAUCAGUGUCAAUGUCAAAUUUACUGUCAGUAACCAAAUGGCAAAGGGGCGAAAAGCGAUUGUUUUCUCAACAAAGUCAAACCCGUCCACUAGGGAAAAUAUUGCGAACGUGUUUGGUGCAAAGACCCUGACUGCGCUCGUUCCUUUGAAUUUAACAUUGGAAAUGCAACCGACAAAUAGACCCAGCCAGAAAUGGACAGCCAGAAAGGGGAAACGGAUUGAAGAAGUUCUAGUUUCAGGACACGUAUCAAGGCCAGUCUUCGGCGAGGGACGCCAAACACCAGACCGUCAAAUGUUUUUCGUCAAUUCGAGGCCGUGUGGACUUCCCCAGAUAGCUAAAGUCUUCAAUGAGGUCUACAAAACCUUUAACGUCACGCAAUCGCCCUUUGUUUUUGCCGACUUUCGAAUGGACACAAGUGCAUAUGACGUCAAUGUUUCUCCUGAUAAACGCACCAUACUUUUGCAUGAUCAGAAUGCACUGCUUGAGACGCUCAAGGAAUCGCUCACACAGCUUUUUGAAUCUACAGACCAGACAGUGCCGCAGUCUCAGCCCAUUCUACCAAAGGGUCCUUUACGAAAAGAACUUCCAGCACGAAGAAAUGCCACACCUGGAUCUGAUUUUGCCGAUAGCGAUGAGACGAUGACGUUGGAUCAAAGGGAGAAUAUAACGGAUAAUGCAAAGCACGACUCAGUAACAUUAGACAGCCCAAUCCACGGAGAUGCCCCGGCAAUGAAAGCCAAGGCAGCGAAUGCGGAGAAUAAUGGCCAUUCAAUUGGUCCUUUUUCUGAAACCCUAUCACAGUCUUUAAGCCAACGCUUUGCAAAAGACGCCCCCGGAAUCAAGCCAGUUCUUGAAAGGAAUCCAGACAAGGCAACCGAACGAGAUUCGCAAAUUGAACAAUUCAGUGAAGAGACAACUGGUCCCUCGGGUACAGUUUCCAAACGAAUAUCGGAUUUCAACAAGCGGAUGGCCGACCAAGACGACAUGCGGGACUCUGUUCCAUCCACUGCUGUUCCGUCUGAGGACCCAAUUCCCGCUCUGACCCCACCACCACGCCCUCGACCUGGAAUUAUAGAGAAUGCUUUCGAUCGAAUGCGGCCUAAGCGCAUGAAGCCUGAAAUGGCUACCAUAACAAUUGGCUCUAAAACGACCACGUCCCCCAUUGGAACAUCUGCUAGAAGAACUCCAGCCGUCGAAGCUCCCCACGACUCAAGAUUGAAAAAUUCCAAGAACACUCCGCCUCGUGGAAGUAGCUUUGCAAAAAAUCUGCAAGCAUUUGCUGCUUCUGAUACUCGACAGGAGCUCAGUAGCGAUGCAGAAAGAAGCGGCGGCAGCAGCAGCAGCAGCAGCAGCAGCAGCAGCAGCGCGGAGAAUAGUGAAAACGAAGAGGGCCCUCAAGAAAGCAUAGCCUCAGACAGCAAGAACAAAGAUUCCAAGGGCCAAGGAUACACCUCAGAUGCAGAGGUACCUGAUGAAAAUAUGAUUGAUGGAGAUGCUGGAGAUGCAGAAGAAGUCCCGGAAGCACUGGACUCUGAUUCAGACUAUGUUGAUGAAGAAGAGGCCAAAGCUCAAGAGCAAGCACGGGUGCAAGCUUUAAUACGUGAAGCAGAAGAUGCUGCACAGGUAGCAGCGAGACCCACGGAGGACAAUAUAAAACGGGCGAAUCAUCUCCUAAGAAACAGCCGCAGAAAGGAUUCAACUACGCAACUCCUCCAACGCGUUGAUUGGUCAAUUGGCAAAAUGGAGCACCAUAUCAGCGCUUUCCGUGAAUCUCUAGAAGCUAUUGACGAACGGCGUCAAGGGUACAUGGCGAAGAGUGGUGCUCAGGUAGACCGUGAAUCUGCAGAAUCUGUCGAGGAACGAUUAUCUCUUACCAUUUCCAAGGAAGAUUUUGCCCAGAUGCGGGUGGUCGGGCAGUUCAAUCUUGGGUUCAUCUUGGCAGCACGGCCCUACUCUGUUUCUUGCAAUGAGCAAGGUGACAGCAAGGCACAGGAUGAGCUCUUCAUCAUUGAUCAACAUGCGUCAGAUGAAAAGUAUAACUUUGAACGUCUUCAGGCAGAGACGGUGGUACAGAACCAGCGCCUGGUAAAGCCACGCGCGCUCAAUUUGACUGCAGUGGAAGAGGAAAUACUCUUAGAAAACACGCACGUACUGGAGAAGAACGGUUUCAUCGUCGAGGUAGAUGCAAGCGGAGAGGAACCCAUUGGACAGCGUUGUAAGCUCGUAAGCUUACCAAUCAGCCGUGACGUUGUGUUCGAUACGCGCGACCUCGAAGAGCUCAUUUCGCUCCUAGCCGACUCACCCUCGUCUGCUUCCCACAUUCCUCGUCCAAGCAAAGUCAGACGCAUGUUCGCCAUGCGGGCGUGUCGUUCGUCCAUUAUGGUCGGGCACCCUUUGACUGCGAAACGGAUGAAAAACGUUCUUGUACAUAUGGGAGAGAUUGAUAAGCCGUGGAAUUGUCCACAUGGCAGGCCGACCAUGCGUCAUUUAGUAAGCCUCGACGCGUUGCAGCCUUGGCAAGAGGGUCAAGGGUUAGUAGGUCUUGGAGAUGAGGGCACUGGGGAUAUUAAUUGGAGAGAUUACCUUGGAUAAUUACCGCUGAUGGACUCGUCGGGGCGUCAGACAUUCUAUAAUGUUGGAUCUUUUACAUGCGGACAAGCAUAUGAUACCAUUUGCUUCAAAGAUAGACUAUCAACGAAAAAUACUAUUUCAUUCUCUUACUGCU
This is a messenger RNA of Xylona heveae TC161, 3274 nucleotides long. Its product is annotated as DNA mismatch repair protein MutL. Bases 1 to 3141 code for a protein of 1046 amino acids. The transcript has 8 exons. Gene Ontology annotation, molecular function: mismatched DNA binding; ATP hydrolysis activity; ATP binding. Gene Ontology annotation, biological process: mismatch repair. Gene Ontology annotation, cellular component: MutLalpha complex. The record is from RefSeq and is a predicted model, not a curated record. NCBI's taxonomy places the organism in Eukaryota, Fungi, Ascomycota, Xylonomycetes, Xylonales, Xylonaceae.